Prorocentrum cordatum is the source of this 957-nucleotide messenger RNA. NCBI's taxonomy places the organism in Eukaryota, Dinophyceae, Prorocentrales, Prorocentraceae. The record is from the annotation of a GenBank genome assembly.
AUGUUCCUCCCCCUGGCCACCGGUUUAUCGCGGUGCCCGCUGCGCUUUAUGAGAGUGCGAAGUGCGCGUGUCAAGGGCUCGCUCUGCACGCCCAUCCACAAGCUGAUAAUGGAGUGCGUUCUCACGGGCUUCGUCAGGCCGCUCUCCUUGCCAGCGACCGUGUGGGACCCGAUGCGACGGCUGCUCAUCUCCGUGCUCACGUUCGUGCUGGACGAGCCAAACAUCGUGUGCCACCUGUACCUGUCCCGGAGGCUGGCGCUGGACCGGGGGCGGUGGCUGCUGGCGCCCCACCGCAGGCGUCGCGUUGUAUUACACGAUCUCCUACCUCCUCGUGCCUGUGCGUCUGGUGACAUUGCGGCCCUGCUCAAGUCUGUCCAGCUUCUGGUCAACGUGCGCAUGUCCGUGCCGUCGGUGAACCAGGUGUUCCCCGUCGGCUGCUGCGCAGGCUCUGAUCUGCAGAAGGUGUCUGGCUAUACCAAUUCUCUCGCUAGCUCUUCUGGUCCGCGCAGUGUCCUCACUGCCUCCUCGCCUACGCCGCCGCGUGCGGCUGUGAAUUCGUCCAUCGCGUCCGACCUCGACUUCGAGACCGAGCUUUGCUUGUUCGAGGAAUUGGCUGCUCGUCAGUGUCCUCCCGAUCUGCAUGCCGAACAUCUGCAAGACCGCCGAGCAGGUGGUCUUCCUCAUGUGGCCUCGGCGUCGUGCAUUUCGGCGCCCCCUUCGGCGUCGGCGGGUUCUGCGGCAUCCCCACCGCGUGCUAUCUCGACGCCGAGUGGUUCUUCUGGCGCCCGUUGUUUUCGGUGCGGGGGCUCCACGGUGUUCAUCCGCAACGAUCUCCGGCCUUGCGAGUGCCCUGGAGCGCAGAUCGACUGGUCGAGCAUUCCUGGUUACGCUGACCUCGUCUUUGUCGAAGACUCCGACGGCGACCAUGCCAAGGCCAGCAAUGACGACAACACCUGA